AUGACGACUACCGCAGAGGCUCCCUCAAUCGAGUACGAGAUGUCCAUCAAAACAGCGCGUCUUGAACAAGAAUACGAAAAGGCCCUGGCUGAUUCCGCACGCCUCCUAGAUACCGAGAGGGAUCGCGCAAGGCGCAUGGAGAAUCUGCUUCUCAGAUUCGAGUGCGAUGCUCUACAAUCGCAACUCGAUCAUACCCGCGAGAAUUUGCUUGGAACUAGGGAGACGGAACGGGAAACUCGCCAACAGCUGGACGGGGCGUUUCAGGAAAUCGAUCGCCUGGAUACUCAUGCCCAAUUAUCUUCGAACGAGAUUGCGAAGCUGAAGGACGAACUCUCGACUUUGAACAACACAUCCACCGACUACAGUAGUCUUCUUACGGAGAAGUUCCAGCUGUCCAAGGAGCUUUCCAAACUCCAGAUUGAACUUGACCGGCAUCGGAACCAAGUCUCAUCGUUUCAGACGAUGGUGGCUGAAAAACUGGAGCUUGAAAGGCAGCUGAAUUCUCUUGAAGUUCAGCUAGAAAAUGAGAAGAACGCCCACGAGCGUACACGAGCAAAAAAUUCUCUGCAGGCUGCAGAGAUAGUUCAACUCUCGGGCCGGAUAGAGGACUUGCAAGGGGAACUCACUCGAGAACAGCGAGCGAAGCAGCAGCAAGAACGCGACAGCCGACAGCAAAGUGCAGAGUGGGACUGUCAGAGAUCAAUCCUCGAGGGAAGAAUCGAAACAUUGAAGAAACAACUGCGAACGUCCAAAGACACACUACACGAAACCCAGCAUCAGAGGCGUAGCAAUGUGAAAUCCGAGGAUGAGGUUACCGAGUCGCGGUCACGGACGGUGCCUCUCCAGCGUCCUGGUCCUGGAGCAGACUAUCAAAAUGGCGUGACCAUUGCCACGCCUGGGGCUGUUCGGGUGCAGGAUAAAAUUAAAAGGCAGUCGGCCCUACCUGGAGAUAAAUCAGCCUUUUCCAUUACUCCAUUCCUCAAUCGUACGGGGGCCCCGAGGCACUCCCCGACGAGCUCAGAAGCGGACGAACAGGAAUCGCGGCGAGCGAUAAAUGACCACAGCACGGCAGCCGAAAGGGGCAAAAGAAUGGAGGACAUUAUGGACGAGCGCUCAUCGCCCGAGGACCCAUCGUGCUCUACCUCUGCGCAGGCUUUUCUCCCAAGAGUUGUGAAAGGCAAACCAAAGGCACGAGAGAGCAAGUCGGCUAGUCGCCCGGCGAAGAAGAUACCUUUGGAAGAGAUGGACGAGCCUCAAGAGCCUCCAGUGGAGCAAGGUCAAGCCAAACUGAAGAAGCGAAAGCUUGGCACGCAGAGGGAGCGAAAACUGUUCGAAGAUGACGAGGAAGAUGGAAGUCUCGAGAUUAAAAAUCCCGGCCGCAAACUUGGCCUUGGUCUCGGGGGCGGGAGAAGUUCAGUGCUUGCGUCCUCGCAGGUGCCUGGGACCUCCGGCGAUCGAUUGCCUCGCAAUCUUGGGUUCGGUGCGCCGGUGGGAUUCUCACCACUCAAGAGGGAUCGCAAGCGGCUAUAG
Messenger RNA from Penicillium argentinense, 1530 nucleotides. RefSeq lists its product as uncharacterized. The transcript is spliced from 3 exons. The coding region runs from base 1 to 1530 and encodes 509 amino acids. NCBI's taxonomy places the organism in Eukaryota, Fungi, Ascomycota, Eurotiomycetes, Eurotiales, Aspergillaceae. The record is from RefSeq and is a predicted model, not a curated record.